This is a messenger RNA of Rotaria sordida, 1527 nucleotides long. NCBI's taxonomy places the organism in Eukaryota, Metazoa, Rotifera, Eurotatoria, Philodinida, Philodinidae. The record is from the annotation of a GenBank genome assembly.
AUGACAGAAAGUCGUUCGGCCAGCAAAAGCCAUAACUACUAUAAUCUACUUCCAAUACCAAGAAAAGUAGAAGAUUUAUUUGAAAACAAUAUCACUGUUGAUAUGACAAAUUAUAAACAAUUAUAUACAAUUAUUGAAAAUUGGUUAAAAUCAAAUCCUGGAAGUAUGGAUGAAAAAACAUGUCAAUUAAGCUUUUAUAUGAAUUGCAUGAAAGUAUAUAAUAAAUCUAUCGGUGAUAAAUUAAAACAUUGUGAUAAUUUUCAAGGUACUAUAUUCAAAAAUUUAUUUCAGCGUUUAAUUCCAGAUUUUUGUUUGGUUGAUUAUUAUAAUUCUAAGCUUAAAUCAGAAGAAAGUGGUCUCGAUUUGGAAUUUUUACCAUUACAUAUAGUUUCCAUCGUUGAAAUAAAGAAAAAAAUGAAAGAUGAAGAUAUUGAUCAACUUUUACAUUAUCUACAAGUUGUUUUGGAUUAUUCUCCAUCAUGUCGUAGGUUUAUCAUAGGUAUAAUGACUGAUUUUCGUGAUAUUAGGUUUGGAAAAGUAUCAAGAUCAAAUAAUGAUUAUGAUUUUAUAUAUGAAGCAUCAAAAUGUGCCUUCAAAAAUGAAGAAGAAUAUUUACUAGAUUGUUUAACAAAAUUUUUUACAAUUGAUCCAUCACAAUUUGGUUUUAAAAGAUUAGAACAAUUACCUAAAAAUAUUCUUAUUCAUAAUAAACUCUUAGGAAUUGGUGCUAAUUCAAUAGUAUUUAAUUGUUUAAUUAAUCAAGAUAAUAGAAAUGAAUAUACUUUAAAAAUAAGUAACAAACCUGUUGAUAAAGAAAUAUUUAUUUAUAAAAAAUUAUAUGGUAAUAAAUAUAAUAUUAUUAAAGUUUGUGAAUAUGUUUUCUUAUUUCGUCAUCCACCUGGUGAAUUUAUAUCAAAAGAUAUUUUAUUAAAUAAUAUUCAUAUCAUAUGGGAACAAAUUAAACACGCACACAGAAAUAAUAUUAUACAUCGUGAUAUUAGAAAAUCCAAUAUUAUUCAAUUAUGGAAUCAUCAACAUACAAGUUCGGAAAUUCUAUUGAUCGAUUGGGAAAGUUCAGCAGAAAUUGGUUUUUCUGGAGAAUACAACGGAACAUUAUCAACAGCAUCAAAAUUUAUCAUCAAUGAAUUAACAUACAAGAGACAUGGUAAUAUUAAAUGUUUGCCCAUUGAUGAUUGUAUCUCGUUAAUGAAAAUGAUUCUUUUGGAAAUAAUUCCAGAAGAAAAAUACAAAAAUGAAAUUUCAUUAGAAGUAAAGAAUGGUUCAUAUGCCGGUAUUAACUUCAUGUACGAUCAAAUAAACGAUAAUUAUGCAAUGAAACAACCGAUUAUAUUAAAAGUAAUAAGGUUUUUGGAAACAGAAGCACAUCGUUCAACUUUAAAAGAUGAUAUAUUACAUUUUUAUAUUGAUCAAUGUGUAAAAAAAAGUUAUUGUUUAUGUCAAUGGGAAAAUCAACAAUUAGACAUCGAUUAUUUUGAUCAAUUAGAAAAAGAUUUAUUUUCAUCUUAA